AUGGUCGAAGAAAAUGAUCAGAAUGGGCAGUCAGUUGUUUGCACAAUACCACAGCAACUGCAUGGCGUUACUGUUAUGCUUGACUGUGGUAUUCAUCCUGGUCUCACCGGCGUCGAUGCUUUACCUUACGUAGACAUCAUCGACUGUGAAGAAAUCGACCUUCUUCUGAUUACACACUUUCAUCUCGACCAUUGUGGCGCUUUGCCAUGGCUACUUGAAAAAACAGCAUUCAGAGGUCGCUGUUUUAUGACGCAUGCUUCGAAAGCGAUUUACCGAAUGCUUGUCUCUGAUUACAUCAAAAUGUUGUAUACCGAAGAAGACCUGGAAAAGAGUAUGGAGAAAAUCGAGGUUAUUGACUUUCAUGAGCAAAAGGAAGUCAACGGGAUCAAAUUUUGGUGCUAUGUGGCCGGACACGUUUUAGGCGCAUGUAUGUUCAUGAUAGAAAUUGCAGUCAUGCUCAAAAUUCAAGAACUGGCUGUUGAGAUCAUUGGAGUCUAUUUCAUUGUCUCCUCUGAUCUUAAUGUAACAUGUUUCACUGUCAUAAAGGAAUCGACUUAUGGAACACAAAUUCAUGAGAAGCGCGAAGACAGGGAACGUCGAUUCACCGGUUUGGUUCAUGAAAUAGUUGCCAGAGGCGGUCGAUGUUUGAUUCCCGUAUUCGCAUUGGGACGUGCUCAAGAGCUAAUGCUGAUUUUGGACGAGUACUGGUCGAUGCACCCCGAGCUACACGACAUCCCGAUUUACUACGCCUCGUCGUUGGCCAAAAAGUGCAUGGCAGUCUACCAAACGUUUGUCAGCGGAAUGAACCAACGCAUCCAAAAACAGAUUGCCGUCAAUAACCCGUUCAUAUUCAACGGUCUCAGCAGAGAGCUGUUCGAAGGAUGGUGCCCUGAUCCAAAAAACGCCUGUAUAAUUGCUGGCUACUGUGUCGAAGGAACGCUUGCUAAGCACAUCUUAAGCGAGCCAGAGGAGAUCGUCGCGGUAAAUGGUCAGAAAUUGCCAAUGCGUCUGCAGGUAGCUUAUAUCAGUUUUUCGGCACAUACCGAUUAUCGUCAGACGUCUGAGUUCGUUAGACAUUUGAAACCUCCCCAUCUUGUUCUGGUUCAUGGUGAGAUGAACGAAAUGGGCCGAUUGAAAGCGGCGAUUAUCAGAGAAUAUGAGGACGACCCGAAGUUCAAAAUUGAGGUGUACAACCCACGUAAUACCCAGGCGGUAGAGCUGAGUUUUCGCGGAGAGAAGACUGCCAAGGUUGUCGGCAGACUUGCUCAGGAACCUCCACAAGAGGGACAGGUGAUAUCAGGCGUUUUGGUUAAACGGAAUUUCAACUACCAUCUCAUGCAUCCGGCCGAUUUAUCGAGUGACGCCAGUGCCGUACAAGCAUUCAAACUAGGUCGAAUAAAUGCAUAUUCACUCUUCAGCCCUUUUCAUAUCAUAUCAAUUUACCGAGAAUUUUCCAUCUUGUUACAAGUUUUCCUGUCACCAGGCUUUGCGUUCACUACUUGCUUUUCAAGGCGGUUAUCUCCCAUUCGUUGGCACUGA
This is a messenger RNA of Soboliphyme baturini, 1539 nucleotides long. The record is from the annotation of a GenBank genome assembly. Lineage: Eukaryota; Metazoa; Nematoda; Enoplea; Dioctophymatida; Soboliphymatidae.